CUACAGCCGGGCUACCGACCGACCCCCACCCACUCACUCACUCGGUGCCUCUCCCGCCGCCAUAUGGACGGCUAGCGCCCUCCCGCCAACCCGCCCGCCCGCCACACGUACAUGCGAGCCCCGCCGCCGCCUCCUCCUCCUCCCCGGCCUCAGCCCCAGCCCCAGCCCGCGGCCGCGUAGGCCUCGCACGGCCCCGGCCUCCUCCAGCCCCCGGCCCCACCGCACUCCUCCCCGGUGAUGAGCGGCCCCUGAGGCGCUGCCCGACCCCCGAGACAAGCGGAGCCGCUGGUGGGAGCAGAGUCCUGGGUUAUCUAAACCGCCCCAGGUCAUUGGCUGAGAGCGGCGCUGGAAGUGUGAGUGAUUGGGCCUCACUUUAUUGGUAACUGAGGCAUCGCUUGCACUGCUCGUGAACCUCACAGUUUGAGGUGGGGCUAAGAUGAGCAUAACCAGUGACGAAGUAAAUUUCCUGGUUUAUCGAUAUCUCCAAGAAUCGGGUUUCUCUCAUUCAGCUUUCACGUUUGGAAUCGAAAGUCACAUCAGUCAGUCGAACAUCAACGGCACACUCGUACCACCUGCAGCUUUGAUCUCCAUCCUUCAGAAAGGACUGCAGUAUGUCGAGGCAGAGAUCAGCAUCAAUGAGGACGGCACGGUGUUUGACGGGCGGCCGAUCGAGUCGCUGUCUCUGAUCGACGCUGUGAUGCCCGACGUUGUUCAGACCCGACAGCAGGCGUUCAGAGACAAGCUGGCACAGCAGCAACAACAGCAGCAGCAACAGCUGCAGCAUCAGCAGCAGCAGCAGCAGCAACAGCAGCAACAGCAGCAACAACAGCAACAACAGCAACAGCAGCAACAAGCAGCAGCUUCCUCGACCCCACAGCAAGCAACACCAAAGAAUGGAGAAGCCACUGUCAACGGCGAAGAAAACGGGGCACACACCAUCACCAAUAAUCACUCUGAUGCCAUGGAAAUCGAUGGCGAUGUUGAAAUCCCUUCCACCAAAUCCACAGUCUUAAGGGGUCAUGAAUCGGAAGUGUUCAUCUGUGCCUGGAACCCAGUCAGUGAUCUCCUGGCAUCAGGUUCUGGAGACUCAACUGCACGAAUCUGGAACCUGAAUGAGAACAGCAACGGUGGACCGACUCAGUUAGUGCUGCGGCACUGUAUCCGAGAGGGCGGCCAAGACGUGCCCAGUAACAAGGACGUCACAUCACUCGACUGGAAUAGUGAUGGAACGCUUCUGGCCACGGGAUCAUACGAUGGAUUUGCAAGGAUAUGGACAAAGGAUGGCAACCUUGCGAGCACCCUGGGACAACACAAAGGGCCCAUAUUUGCUUUAAAAUGGAACAAGAAGGGAAACUACAUUCUCAGUGCGGGUGUUGACAAGACGACAAUAAUUUGGGAUGCUCAUACAGGCGAAGCUAAGCAACAGUUUCCAUUUCAUUCAGCCCCUGCCUUGGAUGUGGAUUGGCAAAACAACACUGCAUUUGCAUCCUGCAGCACGGACAUGUGCAUUCACGUCUGCAGGCUGGGUUGUGACCGUCCUGUCAAGACAUUCCAGGGGCACACCAAUGAAGUCAAUGCAAUCAAGUGGGACCCAUCUGGCAUGUUACUUGCAUCUUGCUCAGAUGACAUGACACUGAAGAUUUGGAACAUGAAGCAGGAUGCCUGUGUGCAUGAUCUCCAAGCCCACAACAAGGAGAUCUACACCAUCAAGUGGAGUCCCACUGGGCCCGGCACCAACAACCCCAACUCUUACAUCAUGUUAGCCAGUGCUUCGUUUGAUUCAACUGUACGCUUGUGGGACGUGGAACGAGGGGUUUGUCUCCACACCUUGACCAUGCACCAGGAGCCGGUCUACAGCGUCGCCUUCAGUCCUGACGGCAAAUACCUCGCCAGUGGCUCUUUUGACAAAUGUGUCCACAUAUGGAAUACCCAGACAGGAUCUUUAGUGCACAGCUACCGAGGCACUGGAGGCAUCUUUGAAGUGUGUUGGAAUGUGUCUGGGGACAAAGUGGGAGCAAGUGCAUCAGAUGGUUCUGUGUGUGUGCUCGAUCUCCGGAAAUAGCCGAGCGGGCGUGAAGCAGGGUGUAAGAUUAGACCAGCAGUGAGCCUGUGGCAGCAGCAGCCCCUCACUCACAGUGUGUCAGUUCCACAUCCACAAGGACCCGACCUACAAUGAAAUGGUUCAAACCAGCUCUCCCUGCCCACUUAAUGUUGAUUUUAUUUUAGUUGCCUUUCCACGAAAAUGAUGUUAUUGUCUGUGAGUUUCCUCCGCGCCCCACCUCCCCCCCCCCCCCCCCCCCCCCCCCCCCCCCGCCCAGACGGAGCCCCAGCCGCACGCUGGCUGCUUCACCCCGGAGUGUGACAGGGGGAGACGACUGUGCCAGGAUGGGCAGUGGCAGGGCAUGUUCGUGACUGAGAGCAUUGUGCCAAACCGCAGAUACUGUGACCUACAAACAACCCAGCACGUUGUGUGGGGGACAGCAAAAGCAAGUGACGGAGGGGAGUGCCAUACAUUCCCCUUCCUCCGUACUCUUCCCUCAUUCUGGUUUGGACACUACAGUGCUGCUGAAACGGAAGAAUGACUUUGUGCGCAGUCACGGCGGAGUAAUCUACAAUUUUGUAAUAGCAACACUUUAUAUUUUCUGGAUUUUUGUUUUGUUAAAACAAUGUUUUAGGGAUGCUGGAGUAUUACGUAGAUUCCUACAAGAAGCUUUUACCAGGGUUGGAUGUGAAUGAUUUUGUUUCUAGAAGCUGCAGGGAGGAAUCUGUGGGGUUUUAAAAGUUAAGCUUUUCUGAACUGCUGAUAGACUUGCUUACAUUACUGUGCUUCAAAUGGUGAUCUAUUGAACAGGCACUUCUUCAGAGAACUGCAUAUAAAAAGUGCUUUACAUUUGAGAAGGUGAAUCAUCACCAGCUUCAUACAGGGAAAGAGGACUCACGGGGCUAACCCCAGUGUAUUUUUGAAAAAAAGCAGAAAUAUUUGUAGUUUUUACCUUUAAUCACACAUUAGACCUUAAAAGCCAGAACGGCAAACCAUAAACCGAGCAGACACUUUGUUAAAGAAAUGCGAGGAAUGAGGCAUCUUAACACUGUACAAGAGCAUCAAUUCUUUAAUCUCAUGCCAUGCUUUAGCUCCUUUUUUUAAAACGAGUAUUGCUAACAAAUGCUGUUUAGAGUCGGGUGAGGUGCACUUUGUCUAAUGUAAGGGUCUGCUUUGUUUUGUUCUCUGAGUUUUUUGAAUAUGUUCCUCGUCACACGCAAAGUUCAUUUGUCUGAGAUCCGUGUUCUGGCUUCUGUUGCUUUUAUUGUCUGUGUCAGACUUUGUUCCUUCUCCUUGCAGCCUCUCAGGAGUUUAGGUCCGAGGAGAUCAUGUGACCUUCAUGUUUCUAAUCCAGAAUGUGUGAUGUGCUCGUGCUCAUUAAAGAAAAACAAAUCAUCAAAUCAUAUUCAAUGUCUUGAAUAAAUUGCUAUAUUUUGAUAUUAGAAAA
Messenger RNA from Amblyraja radiata (thorny skate), 3488 nucleotides. RefSeq names its product F-box-like/WD repeat-containing protein TBL1XR1. The record is from RefSeq and is a predicted model, not a curated record. The coding region runs from base 437 to 2062 and encodes 541 amino acids. Gene Ontology annotation, molecular function: protein binding; transcription corepressor activity. Gene Ontology annotation, cellular component: histone deacetylase complex. The transcript is spliced from 16 exons. Lineage: Eukaryota; Metazoa; Chordata; Chondrichthyes; Rajiformes; Rajidae. Gene Ontology annotation, biological process: regulation of transcription by RNA polymerase II.